Messenger RNA from Pipistrellus kuhlii (Kuhl's pipistrelle), 1542 nucleotides. RefSeq names its product collagen alpha-1(I) chain-like. The record is from RefSeq and is a predicted model, not a curated record. The coding region runs from base 169 to 693 and encodes 174 amino acids. The transcript has 5 exons. Lineage: Eukaryota; Metazoa; Chordata; Mammalia; Chiroptera; Vespertilionidae.
GGCUUGGGCCUCGCGGGCCGCCGUCUGCGCUAUAAAGGGCGCGGCUCGCGGUCUCGCGGUCUUUCCGGCGGCGGGAGCGGCGCGGAGGUCCGGGGCGUGCGGGAGGCAGGAGCCGGCGCAGGACCCAGGCGGGAAGUUGGGAGCUCGGUGCGGCGGCAGCCGGACAAGAUGGAGCCACUUGCUCACGGCGAGGACCCCCCGUUCCAGUCUGGGCGGUCGGUUCCUGCCGGCGGGGACAGACUGCCCAGGAGCCCCGUCCUUCCCGAGAGCGAGGACUCGCCCGCCGUUCCAACCGUCGCUGUGGGGAGGAGUGGCCUGGCCGGGAUUUCCAAGGUGCAGGCUCUGGCCACCAGCAGGAGGCCGAGUCCUCACAAUGCCUGGCCGCCUGCCGCAGCACGCGGUGCUCCUGGGAGGGGCAGGAAGUGUGGUCCUGGCCCGGUGGCCCUCGGUCCAGACGGGGCUGCUGCUGGCCCUACCCGGCCCCCGGCCUCGGGUCCGGGGUGCGGGGCCCGCGGCACAGACGGCCCGGCUCGCCGCACGGCGGGGGCACCUGUGCUGCUGCCCGUGGCGUCUGCGCAGCGAGAGGCCCAGAGGCGGCGCGGGCCCAGGGGCCCGGAGGCCCCCAUGCCCGUUGAAAGGUGGCAAGGGCUGCUGUUGGCACUGUCUUGGCGAAGGUGGCGCUGUGCUGGGUGACUCCACCUCCAAUAAAGGAAACACGCCUGUUCACAGGGAUGGUCCACUGAGCGGAGGAGCCUGGGGGUGAUGGUUCUCUCGCUUUGGGGGACGUCCCGUGUUUGAGCCGCCCUGUGUGAGGGUCUCUGGCCAGUUUCAGUGAGGUGUCACCGUGCCUGUGGAAGGACAGGCUGCCGGUUGGGGUGGCGGGGACAGCCAAGCAGCCCCAGACAAGCUUGCUGGCGAGGCGGGUUCCCUCGGGUGGUGGGUCCUGGAGGGCAGCUGGGCUUCACAGAGAAGCCUGGCCACUCCCCCCUCCGUGCCCUGUGCCUUGUGGGUCCAGAGAGGCCAGUCGGCUGCCAUACCACUCUCCACUCACAGGUUCUGGGUGGCCAGGGCACUGCAGUCUGACCCUCAGGCCAGGUCCUCCCGGACUGAAGGCACCACAGCAUUGCUGGGGCUGCCCCAAGAAGGUUCUAGUCUGCACAGCCCACUGGGCGUCUCCUGCCCAGUCCUGUGCCUCUUCCUGGCCUGACCUUGUCCGGUCCCACGUUUGAUUCCGGUCGGGCAUAUACCUUGGCUGCAGGCACAUCCCCGUUGGGGUCAUGCAGGAGGCAGCUGGUUGAUGUUUCUCAUUGAUGUUUCUGGCUCUGUCCCUCUCCCUCUCUGUAAAAAAAUCAAAAUAUAUUUUUUAAAAAUUGGAAAAUCAAAAUUUCCAAUAGUCUAUUGAUGGAAAUGCACAUCUAGCCUGGCCAGCGUGGCUCAGUGGUUGAUGUCAAUCUGUGGUCCUGGAGGCGACAGUUAGGUUCCCAGUCAGGUUGCAGGUUUGAUCCCGUUUGUGUGUGGGGGGGGGGGGGAUGGGACACCAAU